AUGUCUCAACUCGCCACCACUGUAAGCAAACUAGAAGGUGCGAAAGGGAAGCUACCAUCCCAAACGGAAAUAAACCCAAGGGAGAAUGCAAGUGCAGUCACGCUAAGGAGUGGGAAGGUGUUGGAACCUGCAGUUCCUUCUAAAAAUCGGGCACAAGACAAAAUUGAUGAGGGUGAAACAAAGAAAGAGAAGUCGGUCGACGAGACAAAGGAAGACAUCAUUAACACUCCCAUCCAAAAGAUAGUCAUUCCUCCACCAUUCCCAAGUCGAUUCGCGAGAGCUAAGAAAGAGGAAGCGGAACAAGAAAUUCUCGAGACCUUCCGGAAGGCAGAAGUGAACAUUCCUCUACUCGACGCGAUCAAACAAGUGCCUAGAUAUGCUAAGUUCCUCAAGGAAUUAUGCACCAACAAGAGGAAGCUGAGUAAGGGCGAAAAAAUAAGUGUGGGGGAGAAUGCAUCGGCCGUCAUCCAAAGGAAAUUGCCACAAAAGUGCAAGGAUCCAGAACAGAUUUUUGUGCAGGAUGAGGUCGAUUGGGCAAUCCAACAAAUCAAGGAUUAUGAUGCCCAAUGGGAAGAAGAUGGAAGAGCAAAAGAUUCAAUUCAGCCUUUAAAAUCACUUAUAGAUGUGUCGAGAAGGUUUGAAAGUUCAGUUUUACCAUUAUCGACUUCCACCGAUCGGAUUCUCCCUUCUAUUGUGCAGGCCCCCAAGUUAGAAUUGAAGAAGGUUCCAGAGAAUUUGAAGUACGUUUAUUUGGGUGAAAAGGAGACCUUCCCAGUCAUCAUCUCAAAGGAACUAACAAAGAAAGAUGCACAACCAAAGCGAGACCCACAGAGGAAGCUUAAUCCAACAAUGAAGGAAGUCGUUAUGAAGGAAAUACUUAAGCUCCUGGACUUAGGAAUUAUCUACCCCAUAUCAGACAGUCAAUGGAUGCUUGAAAGGCUAGCUGAAAACUGCAUAGAAGUGUUCAUGGAUGAUUUUACAGUCUAUGGUGAUUCUUUUGAUCGUUGUUUAGCUAACUUGUCCAAGGUCUUGCACCGUUGUAUUGAGUCGAACCUAGUACUUAACUAUGAGAAAUGCCAUUUUAUGGUGACUCACGGUUUCUAUCGGCGAUUUAUAAAGGAUUUUUCAAAGAUAGCUCAACCAUUGUGUCAUUUACUUCAGAAGGACACUGAUUUUGUAUUCGGAAAGAAUUGCAGGGAAGCGUUCGAUAAGCUCAAGGAGCUCCUUACAUUAGCUCCAAUCAUCCAACCACCUAACUGGAAGCUCCCUUUUGAAAUCAUGACCGAUGCAAGCGACUACGCUGUAGGAGCUGUUUUGGGGCAACGAAUGGAUAAACGCAGCCAUGUGAUCUAUUAUGCCUCCAAAACCUUGGAUGCAGCGCAGCGCAACUACUCGACCAAAGAGAAGGAGCUUUUGGCCAUUGUAUUUGCAUUAGAAAAGUUUCGAUCAUAUCUGCUAGGAUCGAAAAUUGUUGUGUUUACUGAUCAUGCUGCACUUAAGUUCUUAUUGGCCAAGAAAGAGUCCAAACCUCGAUUAAUUCGUUGGAUCCUUUUGCUGCAGGAAUUUGACUUAGAGAUCAAGGAUAGGAAAGGAUAUGAGAACUUUGUGGUAGACCACCUGAGCCGACUUGUGUGA
Molecule: messenger RNA, 1635 nt
Organism: Punica granatum (pomegranate)
Lineage: Eukaryota; Viridiplantae; Streptophyta; Magnoliopsida; Myrtales; Lythraceae
Source: RefSeq, a predicted model, not a curated record